This is a messenger RNA of Sphenostylis stenocarpa, 438 nucleotides long. The record is from the annotation of a GenBank genome assembly. Lineage: Eukaryota; Viridiplantae; Streptophyta; Magnoliopsida; Fabales; Fabaceae.
AUGGCAAUUUCAGGGUCAGAGACUCAGAGUUCGUCCUCGGUGAAAAUUGUGUCUCAGGUGGAAGUGGAGUGCGUGAAAUGCGACUCAUGCGGGUUCACGGAGGAAUGCACCCCUACGUACAUCUCCAGGGUGCGUCAGAGGUACCAGGGUCGGUGGCUCUGUGGGCUGUGUGUGGAGGCUGUGAAACACGAGGUGGUGAGAUCAGAUUGUGUCAUCACCACCGAAGAAGCCCUGGACCGCCACAUCACUUUCUGCAGAGAGUUCCGGUCUUCCGCCGUUCUCAAUAAAACAGAGCACCCCAUCUUCGCCAUGGGACGCCUCCUCCGCCGGAGCCUCGAUUCGCCCAAACCUGUCCGGUCCAACUCCAGUGGGGCUCUCGGCGUUCGAGCCCCACAAUUAAUUCGCUCGGAGAGUUGCUUCUCUUCUAUCUCCGGUUAA